AAAAAAGAAAAAGAAAAGAAAAAAAAGAAAAUAAAGGAAAAGAAGAAAAAGAAGAAAAAGAAGAAAAAGAAGAAAAAGAAGAAAAAAAAGAAAAAAUCGGACUUAACCAGUGAAUCGGAUUUAUCUUCGUCGUAUAAUUCGGAGGACCGUUCUCAAUCAAAACGAGAAAAAUUAUACUAUGUUAAGAAAAAGCUGGAAAAAAUUUCCAUAAAAAAGAAAGAAGAAAUG
Messenger RNA from Plasmodium reichenowi, 228 nucleotides. Its product is annotated as conserved protein, unknown function. The record is from RefSeq and is a predicted model, not a curated record. The annotation marks the transcript as partial. The transcript is spliced from 2 exons. NCBI's taxonomy places the organism in Eukaryota, Apicomplexa, Aconoidasida, Haemosporida, Plasmodiidae.